Molecule: messenger RNA, 2060 nt
Organism: Pundamilia nyererei
Lineage: Eukaryota; Metazoa; Chordata; Actinopteri; Cichliformes; Cichlidae
Gene: nol7
Product: nucleolar protein 7
Exons: 8
Coding region: 75-767 (230 amino acids)
Cellular component (GO): nucleolus; nucleus
Molecular function (GO): RNA binding
Source: RefSeq, a predicted model, not a curated record
AUCAGUCGGGUACAUUCUUUUUGCGUCACGUUGUGUGCGGCGUGGCCUGAUGACGUGUCACAACGCUGGACAACAUGGCGAAGAAACAACGUGGGAAAGCCAGCUCGUCGUCAAAGACGGUGGACAUCGAAAAGCCCGCAGAGAGUUUCACCUUGUCGCUGGAGUCUAGCGACGAUGAAGCUCCAGAGGAGGUGACCUUUGAAGACUCCAAAGCUGAGGCUCUGCGGAGCAUGAAACAGGCGCUGGAUACCGCUAGAAGGGAAAAGCAGCUGCUAAAAGAGAGGAGGAGGAAGAGACAGGAGCUCUUCCAAGAACAGAAGAAAAGAAAACUCUUAUCGGCUGACGUGUUGGAGCAAAUCGACUCGGCUUCCUCAAAGAAGCAGAAACUGUCUGAAGAUGAAGGUGAACAGGAGGAAAAGCCAGAAAAAGAGGAGGGAGAUGGAAAGAAGAAGAAGAAAAAGAAAAGGAGUGGGAAAUUGGCAAAUGCCCGGAAUCUGAAGGGGAAGUACACAGUGACGACGGUGAAGGAGCGAACGCUGGCGUCCUUCCAACAGCAGGUGGCCGAGGAGUUCAUCCGGUCCAGACUGUACGGACCAGGAACCUGCAGGACCACAAAUAAUGAGAUGCUGUCCCUCCAGAACAAGAAGGGGUGGAAUAAAAGUGCGGCAGUGCAGUUUGUCAAGAAAGACUGGGCCUCUAAGGAGAAAGCCAAAGCAGAGAAGCUGAAGAAGAGGUGGCUCCACAAACAGCAGCUUCCCUCCUGUUGAUGGGACGUAAGCAAGCAGCCUGUGAGCACACUUCUCCCCACCGCUGUUUAAAAGGACUCAAAACAGUCAGCAUCACUGAGGAGGGGGUGGCAGCACUGUUGAAGCUUCAGGAUGGGACAGUAUACAGACUCUGAACUUGUCACAGAGACUCAAAAGACUGAGAUCCUACCAAACUAAAGUCCUUCAACAGGUUCUUCAUCACGGCUUUACCAAGAAGCAAAGGUUUUAUUACUGCGUCUCGAAGUUUGUAAGGCUUUAAUGUGAAGUUCUUGUGUUUCGUGUUUUUCUGCAGUCACUUGUGUUAAAGGUGUUUUCAAACCUGAAAGGCCAAAAAUCAGAUGUUUGCUCUUUUUUCUGUAAAAAUUCUGUAUGAAUAAAUGCUGAUUGUUUUCUAUUUCAUAUUUUUGAGAUAAAAACCCUGAUGCUUUCAUCAGGUGUUCGUUUGCAUUCAAAAACAAAAAUGCAAACGAUGACGUGGUUGAGUAUCAGCACAGCGUCUUUGGUAAUUAAACUUACUUCAGACAUAGGAUUAUUUGAGUGCUAUUUUCUCUUGAGUUGAAAAAUGAAAUGACAAUAUUUAGAAGACAAAAAUAAAAGUUGAACUAUAGUGCCAAUCUGUGGACAUUUUACUGUGACUAUGCACGUUUAUGGGUAGUUUAUCAUGAAAUAUGUACAUACACAGCUUUUGUUAUAUUUUUUACUAUUUUCAGUCCAAAACACUGAAUCCUUCUCAGAUACAAAGGCUUGAAAAGUUGGGAUCUGUCAUUAAAGCUCUCGUAGUAUCACAUCCUGUCAGAGCACUUUGCUCUCAGACUGAAGGCUGACUUGUGGUUUUUAAAGGUAGAAUGAGAUGAAGUAUCUUGUUCCUGUAGAACCAGCUCCCAGUUUGGGAGAGCAAAGCCCUAUUUUAAGAUUAGCCUUCAAAGUGUCAGGCAACCCUGCACCUUCCAUGCUGCUGGGGGACUUUUCAUGAUGCACUGAGCAGUCUCCACUCACCUGUAUUCACUAUGCCUUUAUCUUCUCUCCCUCUUAAAUAUGUUUUUUCCUCUCUAUGCCUUCAAUUUCCUCCUCACCUCCCCUACCAGUGGGCUGGUAGAUAGCUGGCCCUCCCCAAGUCUGAUCAAAGGUGGUUCUUCCUUCCCGCAGUCGCCAGUUCUACUAAUAUGGUAUAGGCUGGUCAUUGGGCUUCAUUCACAGAAUUUUGUUUCAGUUAUUGUAAAAGUGCAAGAAACCCCAGAGUUAAAGAAGAAUCUUUGAACAUGUCAUUUUGAAUUAAACUAAACUCGAUUUAAA